CUCAGGAGCCCGGAGACCCUUACUUCCUGGCUCGUUGAAAGUACACGCAUUUCUUCAUACCUAUCAAGAGAAACAGAUAGCAAUGGCGUCCUGCCAUGGAGCAUCUCUCCCGGACAUUAUGGCCAUUGGUCCCGAUCAUGAAUCCAUUGUCACCUGGAAACAAAGGUGCGGGAUCCAGCGGGAGAAGCAGAUCCGCUUGGUGAGGCUGGUGCAUAUGCGGUAUCAACAUCCAGAUUUGGAAGAGAUCACGACGUUUCUGCAGGAUUUCGGCAUGUUCGUUGCUAAACAAACAAAAGAGCAGAUCUGGUAUCGGGGUUAUGGGGUGGAUCAGUACGUUUACUACGCCAGAAAGGGAGAAAAGAAGUUCUUGGGGGGAACAUAUGAGGUUGAAUCGUAUGCAGACUUGGAAAGAGCGUCUCAACUCCCAACCGGAUCCGCCAUCCACGAAUUGAUCGAUGCACCUGGCGGAGGUCAUAUGGUCACCGUCAUUGAUCCGGAAGGCUUCCCUGUGAAUCUGAUGUACGGCCAACAGCCUGCGACCCCAGGGGUGUAUCCGGAAAACUUGAUCUUCAACACCGAGACAGAGAAACCACGCAUGCGCAGAUUCCAACGAUUUGUUGAGGGGCCGGCGCCUGUUCAUAAGCUGGGUCAUUAUGGCCUCUGUGUGAAGGACUUCCCUGCAAUGGUCGCUUUCUACACCACAACAUUCAAUUUGGUCCCUACUGAUUUCCUCCAUGUCGGGGAGGGAGAGGACAAAACCAAUGUCGCGCUCUUUGCGCACAUUGAUCGGGGAACUGACUAUGUGGAUCACCAUACCUUUUUCAUGAGUGCCAAUAGCGCUUCCCACGUCCAUCACUGUUCGUUUGAAGUGCACGACUUCGACACCCAAAAGCUGGGGCAUCAGUGGCUCGCAAAGAGGAGGUAUACCUCUGUGUGGGGAGUGGGAAGGCAUAUCUUAGGCUCGCAGAUUUUUGACUAUUGGUGGGAUACCACAGGAAACAUGAUCGAACAUUAUGCCGAUGGUGAUAUUGUUAAUGAGGACACGCCGAUUGGGUACGGACAAGCGGGGGAUGCCUCCCUAGCCAUCUGGGGGCCGGACGUGCCUGCGUGGUUUCUUGAGUAG
Messenger RNA from Aspergillus uvarum CBS 121591, 1123 nucleotides. RefSeq names its product trihydroxytoluene oxygenase. Gene Ontology annotation, molecular function: methylmalonyl-CoA epimerase activity. NCBI's taxonomy places the organism in Eukaryota, Fungi, Ascomycota, Eurotiomycetes, Eurotiales, Aspergillaceae. The coding region runs from base 83 to 1123 and encodes 346 amino acids. Gene Ontology annotation, biological process: L-methylmalonyl-CoA metabolic process. Gene Ontology annotation, cellular component: mitochondrion. The transcript has 4 exons. The record is from RefSeq and is a predicted model, not a curated record.